AAGCCAGUCGAGUUCCGAGCUCCUGACAGUGAACUACAUGUACGCACCUCCUAGCUCCUUAUCAUAUUCCCCUUUCAAUUUUUUGAGCAAGUUAUUUCCAAAAAAUUAUUUGUUUGGUUAAAGUUUAUUGGUCUGAUUUGAAAAAAAAAACUUUUUGCGGUGAAUUUGCGGUUCAUGUGAAAUUUGAAUUUUGGUUUUUCGGUUGUUCUUCGGUGUUGUUGUUGUUGUUUCAAUAAGAAGUUAAGAAGAAGAGAUGAUGGCCACGAUGGCAAAGUUCAAGUGUCUCCUGGUUCUGCUGUUGGCCGUUUCCGUCUGCCGAUCACAAGUCGAUCCUGCGGCGACAACGACGACCUCCACUACGGACAUGUUGUUAACGACCUCCAGUUCGGGAUUGGACGGAGCCGUUCUGCUCCGGGCCGAAGGCCUCCGACUCGGCGAACUCUCCAAGCAAAUGGCCGAAACCAACCGGGCGCUGGAAGAGCUGCUGGCCACCAAACUGCGCGACAUUCACUACGCCUCGGUGAUUGGCGAAUUACGGGCCGAAAUUGACUCUCUCAGACGUGACAUGGAACACGUCAAGGAAGCGACGACAGCGUCGUCGGCGUCGUCGGGACGGAACGACGUCACGGCCGAGCCUACGGCGACGUCGUCGGAGAACGAGCAGAAGACGCUGCACUGGCUCCAGUCGUCGCUGGCCGAGAUGAAGGGCGAAAUCCUCGAUCUGAAUCGCUCCGUCAACGUGUCGAGGCAGUUGCAGCAGCAGCAGGAGACGGCCGGCCAGCUCCAGCUGACCCGCUUCGACGUCACAGUGCUGCAGGCCCAGGUGGCCGACGAGGCGGCUUACCGCCAGCAGAUCAAUCAAUCGAUCCAGCAAGUCGACGACGACGUCCAACGGCUCGACCAUCACCAGCAACUCAACGCGGCCCAAUUGGAGCGGCUCGAGAACAACAUGGCCGACAUUCGACUGGAAAUGCAACUCUCCCACAAGAUGCUGGCCAUGGCCGACAGUGAGCACGAAGAGCCCGUUGUCAACAUGCUCAAGACCAAGAAGAACCAGCGGAGGAGGACCCGAUCCGUCAUCGACGACGUCCAGCAAACGGACGAGGAGAUGAACCGACUGUCGACGAUGGCCACCACGGCGACGGACACAUCGGUCCAGCCCCGCCAGCACCACCGGAUCCGCCACCACCGCAGCGAGCUCAAACACCAAGUUCACACGCUGAGGAAGAUGGUCAAGACGCUGGCCGGCGAACAGCACGACCUGCAGAAACAGAUGGUCCUGCUGAGCCAAUUGAGGACCACCGCCGAGUCCAACGUCCACAAAAUGGAAACGGAACUGAGGGCCGUCCUGAAGCGGCUCGAGUCGCAGCCGUCCAGCAACUGCGCCGGCAGCAACGCGGAAGACGUGGCCGAAAUCAGCGCCCAGAACAAGAAGCUGGCCGAGAGCGUCGACCGGCUGACGCUGAAAGUUUCCGGCGUCGAUCAGGUCCAGUCGUCGACGCUUCAGCUCUUUGAAGCGAUGGAGCGGCUGGAGGAGCGCUACGACGACAACAUUGGCGAACUCCAGCGUGAAGUGGCCAAACUUGAGUACAACGACGGCCAGCUGACGUCCACCGUCCACACGCUCAAGGAGGAUCAGGGCGAGCAGUCGGAACUGGUCAAGUCGAUGAGGGCGACGACGACUCUACUGCAGGAGCAGGUCCAGGCCGAUCAGAUCCGCUCGGCUCUUUUGCUAGCCAAACUCACCAACAACACGCUGGCCAUGAUGAAUCAGAGCCACGGACAGCAGGUCCAGAACUGGAGAUUCGCCCAGAUUGAGCAGUCCAUCCAGUCUGCCCAGUCGAUCGAUUCGCUCAAGCAGAGCCUGGCCCAUCUGGAACACGAGUACAACAAUCUCGCCCACAAUUUACCUCACGAUUGCCGCGACGUGUCGUCGACGGGCGUCAAUUACAUUCUCCCGCGUGAGUCCAGUGAAGUCGUCAAAGUUUACUGCGACCAGGAGACUUCCGGCGGCGGAUGGACCGUCAUCCAGCGCCGGUCGGACGGCAAAGAGGAUUUCAACCGCAACUGGGCCGCCUACAAAACGGGUUUCGGCUCUGUGAUGGGCGAAUUCUGGCUGGGCAACGACAACCUCCACCGUCUGACGGAGGACAACACGACGAUGCUGCGGGUGGACCUGUGGGACAUUUACGGCCAGUACUGGUGGGCCGAGUACGACAGCUUCGUUGUGGGCAGCGAGAACGAGGGCUACUCGGUCCAGUUCCACGGCUACACGGGCAACGCCUCGGACGCCAUGGCCUCCUACCACCAGUCGAUGAAGUUCAGCACGCGGGACAACGACCAGGACCUGAGCAACACCAACUGCGCCGACAGCUACCAGGGCGGCUGGUGGUACUCGCACUGUCAGCACGUCAACAUCAACGGCAAAUACGCCCUGGGAUUGACCUGGUACGACAGCCUGGAGAACGAGUGGAUCGCCCUGGCCAAAGUCGAGAUGAAGGUGCGGGACAAGCGAAUUUUCAACCAACCAGCAACGACGACGGCGACGGCCAGCGUCGACUCGACUCCGUCGGUUCAUUGAACUGGACAAAAAGAAAUCAAAUCGAAAGAAAGACCCUCAAUCUCAUCCGUGAAGUGCCCCACGCCAUUCGUGCGAAACAUCUCGGACCGAGGCCUAGUCCAAGUUGAUCCCGUCGUGCACUUCAUCAUCAUCUCGCCCACCCACACACACACAGUCGUGUGUGUGUGUGUGUAUAAAUGAACUUAUUGUAUCCAUAUUUUAUGAUUCCCACUCGUUUUUCUCAGUUGUCAGUCCCACACCCCUCCCCCAGCUGUUUCAUCAUCGCCUGACGCCAACGGAUUUGGCGCACAAAGAAAAACAUUCAUGGAAUAUCACCGAUGAUCUGGCGGAUGAUUUGGUUUCGGUUGAAAAAGAAUUGGAUUGCGUCACUAUGUGUACAUGUAUAACCCUAGUCUAUAUAUAUGUGUUGGUUGGGAACGAAAAAUAAGGGCCGACUUAUUGUGUGUUGCGUUCGGGCCAAAAAACAAAAUUUCUGUUUCUCAAUGUGUGCGUGUAUCUAUACUAACGUGUUCUUAGAGCUGCCCGCCUGAAGGAAAAAGAAGAAACAACCAUUCAAAGAUUUUGUCCUCGAUUUGAAUUUGGCCAUCUUCCCGCCGUUUUUUUUUUUUUUUUAUUAUUUUUAUUGGCUGUGUUUUGUUCUUUUUUUCAAUUCAAAAUUCCCGCCCUGGAAUUAUUUUCAUGACCCUCCUUCAAAAUAAUAAUAUUUCAGUGUGCAUAACACAUAUCAAAUUAUAUACAUUUACGAAAGGAAAGGAGAGAAGGAAAGAGGACGAUGUUUGUGUUUUCGUUGGGUAGAUUGCGUGUGUGUGACGGUGUGUGUCACCAUGAUUAUAUAUAUACAUAUACAUGUUCAUAAUUCUCUCUUGAUUUUCCCUGGCUGGCAUUUUGGCGUGCUGCUUUCACAGGACACGGCAGGGCCCUGUAGCGCGCGUGUGUCUAUUAUAUACAUAUAUAUUCUCUUUGAUCGCCAUUGAUGAUGAAAAACAAACAAAAACAUUAAAACAAACUUAAAAUAAAAAAAAUCCAACCUGAGUUUUUUUGGGAUGGCAAAAACUGACAAAAAUCGAAUGAAAUGAAAAUAUACGGCUGAUAUAAAAACAA
This is a messenger RNA of Daphnia pulex (common water flea), 3682 nucleotides long. It is a transcript of the gene sca, whose product is annotated as protein scabrous-like. The record is from RefSeq and is a predicted model, not a curated record. NCBI's taxonomy places the organism in Eukaryota, Metazoa, Arthropoda, Branchiopoda, Diplostraca, Daphniidae. The transcript is spliced from 4 exons. The coding region runs from base 254 to 2581 and encodes 775 amino acids.